Molecule: messenger RNA, 1035 nt
Organism: Cornus florida
Lineage: Eukaryota; Viridiplantae; Streptophyta; Magnoliopsida; Cornales; Cornaceae
Product: disease resistance protein RPM1-like
Exons: 1
Coding region: 1-1035 (344 amino acids)
Biological process (GO): defense response to other organism
Molecular function (GO): ADP binding
Source: RefSeq, a predicted model, not a curated record
AUGAGGCAUGGGAACUCUUUUGCAAGAAGACGUUUCAAUCAGAUUUUGGGGGUGUUGAAGGAAUUUUCUCUUAAAAUUGUUCGCAAGUGUGAAGGAUUACCACUUGCAAUUGUGGCAAUAAGUGGUUUGUUAUCAACAAAAAACAAGAUUGUAUCCGAAUGGGAAAAGUUUUACAGUAGCCUCAGUUUUGAGUUACAAAGGAGUCCCCAUCUUACAAGUAUCAGAAAAAUUAUAUUGCUCAGUUACUAUGAUCUUCCUUACUACCUCAAAUCUUGUUUCUUGUACCUGAGCAUAAUACCGGAAGACUUUUCUAUUUGUCGUGGAAGAUUGAUUCGGUUGUGGAUCGCUGAAGGGUUUGUGAAGCCAGAAAGAGGAAAAACUUUGGAAGAGGUUGCAGAAGAAUACUUGACCGAGCUAAUUCGCAGGAGCUUGGUUCAAGUGACAAAGCUAAAAUUUGGUGAAUCGAGAACUCGUACUUGUCGGGUGCAUGACUUGAUCCUUGAAAUCAUUGUUUCAAAAAGUGAGGAGUUGAGUUUUUGUCAAAUUAUAGAAGAAGACUCAAGUUUUGAUGGACAAUCUCGGCGACUAUCAUUCCAUAACAGUGUUCAUAAUGUUUUAGAAACCAUUGGUAUGCUCCGAAUUCGUUCAUGUUUUAUUUUUAAAGUCGAUGACCAGUUGCCAAAGCCAUUUUUAGGUACGUUGUUUUCAAAAUUCAAGCUAUUGAAGGUCUUGGAUCUUGAAGGUGCUCCUCUCGAUGAUCUUUCUAAAGACGUGGGAAUGCUAUUCCAGUUGAGGUACCUAAGUAUAAGGGAUACAAAAGUGAAGGUCCUUCCAAAGUCUAUAGGCAAGCUAUACAACCUGCAGAAUUUAGAUCUGAAGUUCUCUCUCGUGGAUGAGCUACCCAUUGAAAUCAAUAAGUUAUAUAAGCUACGACACCUUUUGGCCUUCAAGAAUAACUUGUACGUUAAUAAAGUUAUUGAUGUUACAAGAGGAGUGAAAGUGCAUGAAGGAAUUGGCCAUUUAAAGAAACUGUAG